UGUUCGGUAUCAUCCACAGUGUGUACGCUGACGCGCGACGACGACACGGACGGCGGCGACGUCCACAGAUGUGCGCGUGUGUAUUAUUGUGCUCUUUAGUGUCAAUCACUCCGUGAGGCUAGGCUCUACAUCUACUGGAGCGGUGAAAAGAAGGGGGGCUUUUGUUUUGUCGGAAGUUGUGUGACAACCACAAUGGCGAGCUGACCAUUGUUUAAGGCUGACAAUGGAAGUGGAAGUGAUUGAUGAAGAGGCUCGAUCAACGGGAUGUUAAGAAGGCUAAUCUCUGCAGUAUUGGCGUGCCUGGAAUCCAUGUUUGGAUUGUUUUGUAUGACCCGCUGAACCUCGGGAACGGUAGUGCAUUGACAGUUCAAGUGACAAACAGUACAAAAAGUCGCCGAGCACGUCCCGAUUGCGCAGUUUUGUAUGAAAAUUGACAGCUACGUCUGAAACGCGAGUUCUACCACCAAAAAUUUCGGUACAACGACGACGACGACGUGACCUGCAGCUGUGUGCGUGUGUGUUUGUGCACCACAACACACCAACCAGAAAGCAGUGUGGAGGAGGAAGGAACGAAAAAGAGCAGAGAAAACGAACCUCUUUCAAGUUCGUGUGUAACGUGGAACGAACGAGCGCGGGUAUUGACGAGGAGGCAACACAAACAAAAAGUUGUAAAAAUUUCUCUGAAUUAAUAACAGAGAGGAACCACGGCGCGGAGUUUCGUGCGGAGAAGCGGUCGGAAGAAUAAUAUUUGUCGGUUUGGCCUUUUUUGUCGGGAUUCGUCGUCGUGUUGGAUAAGAAAAGGGAGCCGAAAAUAUUUCCCUUUUAUGUUGCUCGCCACGAACAGCACUGCCAGAUAGUAAGCAGCUCCAAAAACGGAGUUGUUAUUGAAGUUUUGAGCGCGCCAGCUCAAAAUUUCGGCGUGAAACCCCUAAAAAAUUAGAACCAAGAAUGGAGCGAAAUAAAUAAUGAAAUAAAAACUUCAGCACGCACCAACAGCCAGAAUCUAUCAAAAAGGGGAAAUUCCCGGAAAAAAACCCCGAAGAAAUCAAAUCUCCAAAUGUUUUGAUGCGCGAAAAAAAAGUCGGUGAAAACGCGCGCGCCCCCCCUCUCAUCGAUGAAAAUGGGGAGGAAAAUUAGUGAAAAAAGAAAGAUGAAGCCAGCGACGAUCAUCCGUUAGAAGGAAAGGAAGGAAAGAAGGAAGAAGAAGUGUGAGCAAGUGUGUUAUUUUCGGGGGUGGAAAAGAAAAAAAAAGAUAAGAGCAAAGGUGUGAAAAAUCGUGCGUGAGAGAGGGAGAGAGAAAGAGUUUUCCUGCGGGGUAAAGUUUGGAGUAGCGCACUGAUAACAGCAGCAGCAGCCGAGUAUUGGCACGAAGAAGAGAAAAGGAGAACGGAACGAGAUAACGCAAAGAAGCGCGGAAAGCAGAGCAGAAACAUGGCUGGAAAUAUUGUUAAAUGGUGGAAGCACAAGAUUCUUGGCGGAUACAAACAGUUUACAGUGCUCCAGGAAUGCGCCACCGACUCGGAGGAGCUUAUCUACCCGGUGCGGGCGCCGUCCGCCUGUAGUGCCCCGCCGGAUCUGCUGCUGACCAGCGACCGGGAGCAGAUGAUGAAAGUGAAGGGAGGUUCCAAGCACCACCACCACAACCACCAUCACCAGCAGCAGCAGCAGACGCAAUCGUCACAUCAUCAAUCAUCACAGCAGCAGCAGCAGCAGCAAAAUCUUGGCCAUCAUCACCACAAGUCGUCCUUGGCGGGGGGCGGAGGUGGUGGUGGUGGCCCCCAACAGCACCACGCGAAGGAUCAGCAGUUCCGGAAGUGUUCCGGCGGCAACGGGAAGACGGCGACGGUCAAGAGCGAUCCCGACCGGGUGCGGUUGGAGGAGUUCACCUGCGACGUGUCGCUGGAGGACGGCAAGAAGCCCCAGCCGCUGCAGUUUUCGUUCACGCUGUACGACCUGGACGGUCACGGCAAAAUCACCAAAGAUGACAUCGCUGGCAUUGUGUCCACGAUCUACGAGUCCAUAGGCAAAUCGGUAGUAGUUCCUCAUUACGGCAGCAAGACGAUCAACGUGCGGCUGACCGUGUCCCCGGACGGCAAAAGCAAGUCGAACCCGGCGCCCACCAAGAAGGCCGUUAUAACGCCGCGACGACGCUACCGACCCCGGAAGCUGCUGUCGGACGACGAUGGCAGUGACACGUCGGAGAACUGCCCGCGGGUGGCGGCGAUGCGAGGUCGGGCGAACACGGUGGUAGCGAAUACCAGCGUGAGUAUCAACAACAACAACAACAACGUGAAGACGAAAGAGUCCAAGGGGGCUGGUGGUGGAGAGGAUGUGGUCGAUGGUCCCGCGACAGGACUCAGCAAGAGUUCCGAAGCGGUGGAGACCACGAUUCACAACAAUCUCAACGGAAAGAGCAAAAAUCUGAAGACCGAACACAUUUACGAAAGCAUCAGCAAUCUGAAGUGCUGCAACCUGCAGACAGCAGCCAAGAGCAAUCUCCAAAGCCCGGCCACGACGACUGCGCUGAACAACUCCGCCACCUCGACGACGCUUGUCUGCCAAGACUGCACGCUGGAACGUUACGUGAUGGACGAGACGCUUCCACUGGGGGCGACGUUGGUCAUUCCGGCUGCGACCUCCGCAGCGGUGGCCGCAACGGCAGCGGCCGUCAGUCGAGCGAAACGCAAGGUAGUUCGCAAGUCACGCUCCUCGCGGAAGGCCACCAAACUGGCGGAGGAGUUCAGCCGGCCACGGGUGCGCAGCCUGUCGGUUGGUAACGAGAACUGCUACGAGAACUUGAUCGUCGACAAGGAGGAGUGCUGGAAGAGUUCACUCUGCCGCCGGGAGCUGAUCGAGAUCAUCCGGGAUAGCAUGGUGAAGAACAGUCUCUGUUUUCAACCAAAUAGGAAACCCCUGGAAAAUUCACCAAAGCAUCGCCACCGGUCGCACACGAUAUCGGCCCGCGUCAGCGGCGAUCAACAGCAGCAGUGCAGCAUGAUCGGUGCCGACCAGACGCUGGUGGUUGCCGCCCACCACGAGACUAACCUGUGCGGUUACGAUUCCUAUCUGCACCAGACGAUCUGUGCGGCGGCCGCUUCGGCGAAGCAUGCAGCCCUGCAUGGCGGAGUUGUCGCCAACGGUGGGGUCUUCACGGCCCUGCCGGUCGCGACCGUAACGCCGAGCAGGAUUCUGCAGCAUCACGUCGCGCAUGCCAAGGCGAAGAGGAAGGAACAACGCCUUGCGGUCACCAACCGGACCCAUGGUCACCAGGUGAAACUCAGUACGGCGGUGCUCAACCAGCAGUACCCGAAUCUAUCGGCCGAGCAGAAGCUCACCCGAUCGAUCAACCAGGUUGAGAAGUGGCUCGACAACCGCAGCCCAAAGCUGGUCAACAAGCUGAAGCUGGCGGAAGAGAUGGCCGAACGAGGAGGUCCCCGGACGGCUGCCGCCCUCAAACUUAAGCGAUCCAAAAGCAAAGAGGAGAUCAUCCCGAGGACAGCCAAACUUGACAACGUGCUCGCCGCAGAUCUCCUGCUGGAAAACCUCAAAAUCACCGAAGACAUCGCCGAACUAAGCGUCGUCACCCCCAAGAAAGUCUUCAACAAAGAAUGCCUCAUCAGCUCGGCGACCAAGAAGAACAUCCGGACGCACCACACGACCAAAACGAUUUCCACCUCGACCGCACUGCCAACGGCCGAAAAGCCGUCCCCAGCCCUGGAGCAGAACCUGAUCCAGCUGCAGUACGCGUCCAUCCCGGUCAACGCCGACCCGAGCGAGUGCGAGAACCUGAUCCGCAUGUCCGACGCCGAGGAGGAUUUUCCCUUGCCCCAGCAGCAGCAGCAGCAGCAGCCGCCGCAAUCGUCCGCGAGCACUCCGACGCACCGCCACGCGGAUGGAACGGCGGGCUCGGUGCUGGGUGGCAACUCGGGAUCCUCGGCUUCGGCUGCUUCCACUACUGCGGUGCAUCGGUACGUGCACGAGCACAUCCACCACCACUAUCACCACUUUGAGAACGACCCGGACGAGUCCUGAGGGUUGGACGGUGGUGGGGGAGGAGGAGGCGGUGCGACGACGCCCUCGGCGGCCGGAAAUAGACGCUUGGAGCUUGAGUUGUUGGACUAGUGAGGGUUUUGUGGUUGUAUGAGGGGGGGUUAACGGGGUAUUGUGCGCUGGAAGGGGGGUUGAGGGAGAAUCAGUUUGAUAUCAAAGCAUCCCAAAGAAUUAUCUUUGUUGACUGUACUUCUUUGAAUUAUUUAGUUUUAAGGGCAUCUCCACUAUAAAGAGAGCAAAAUCAAAAAUUUUAGUUGCUAAAAUAACUUUGUUUUGCUUGCCACUGUAGAGAUACCCUUAUCAAGUCGGUCAUAAUUUUUGAUUUAAUUUACAAAAAAAAAUUGUUUUGUAUUUUCUUUCAAAUUUCUUAAUGCUUCUUUUAGACUUUCAAAUUUGAUUAAUGGCUAUCUUACAGGAUAAAUUGUUUGCUGAAAUGUAGUUAUUUUCAAAUUAUAUUUCCAUAUCAAAAUAAAGUAAAUUAAAAUCAUUCCAGCCAAAAUGUGUUCAAGGGUAUCUCCACCGUGUUGGUUUUAAAUUCAAUGUUAUGAACUUUUUGAAAUUCAAGCCUUCCACGGUAAACAUGCUCUCAUGAAGAUCGCGAUUAUUUUUAUUAAAUUUUUAUUUUCAAUAAAAUUUCUAGCAACUCCAUCAAUUUUUUUUACACAAUUUUUUUCGAAGAAAACAUUUUAUUUGGGAAUAAAUUGAAAUUAAAAGUAUGUUUUUGUUGCCUUAAGAAACAAUAAUAUUGGGUCAAUGGCAUAUUCAAGAGAUUGCUAAUUCAAAUAUUAAAGUUGUUCAAGUUAAUUUCUAGAAUUUUUUAAAGCUCCUAAAAUAAGCUAUGGGAUUCUAUAUGAUUAUAGGAUCUUUUCAAUUUAAACUCUAGAUUUUUUUCACUUUCCACGGUAGAGAUGCUCUCACCAAGUCGAGCGCGGAAUGAAUUUUUGAAUCGUUUUUUAGAUGUCUGGAUUAAAAUUAAUUUGUAUUUUGAUUUAUUUACACUCCAAAAUGGUAAAAUUUUACAAUUAAAUUUUGUAGCUUUGUCAAGAAUAAAAAAAGGGUUAAGGGCAUCACCUUGGAGGUGGCAAAUUUGGUUCAAAAUUCGCCUCUUCUUGUUUUAUUUUGUAUUUGCUUUUGUCUAUCGUAUAUCGUCUAGAAAAUUCAAUAAUUCUUGACACAUUUUUUUAAAAUUAUGUAAAAUAUUUUGGACAGGUUUAAUUUUAAUUGGGAGCAUUAGUACUGGUUAUCUGAAAUUCAUUUCUAAUUUUAUUUAAUCACCCCAGCGCAGCUAGUCUUUUUAGAGGAUUCUUGCCAAUGCUGAGGUGAUUACUCUUAACACCCUUCUUUUUAAUGGCCAGGCCUACUGCGACACGUUAACAGCAACGAUGAUUCGUUGAAAUGACCUCAUACCACAAACAACUAGCGCACAUUUCUACACUGAAACAAACUAAAAGCCAUUACUUUACACUGAUUAGUUGUUAACAAACAAACAAAAACGCGCGGUAAUUUAUCUGUUCAACUCCAAUCGAAUCAAGAUUGUGACGUUUGGGUGCGUUUGAUGCGUGCGAGUGUGCUUGCGUGUGUACAAUUUAGAACAAAAUUGAAGGAUUUGAACGACUAGCGAGUAAGACCACAAAAACACACACACACUAUCCAAAUUAUGUCGAACCGCGAUCGAAGAGUACUUAAGAAUCUCAACGCAACUUACCUAUACGCAACUGUUGUGAGAAUUAUUUUCGAUUCGCACAGCUACUAACAAAUUUAUCUCGUAUACGUAUGAAUUCGAAAAAAAAACCUAAACUCUUAAAGCUAAUUGAACCUGCUCCAAAGGUUACUCAAAUAUCCUAUUGCAUUGUGUAGCUGAUUUGAAAAACCAUCGCAAGAGAAAUAAGAAAAGAA
Messenger RNA from Culex pipiens pallens (northern house mosquito), 5946 nucleotides. RefSeq names its product protein naked cuticle homolog. Gene Ontology annotation, molecular function: calcium ion binding. NCBI's taxonomy places the organism in Eukaryota, Metazoa, Arthropoda, Insecta, Diptera, Culicidae. Gene Ontology annotation, biological process: negative regulation of Wnt signaling pathway. Gene Ontology annotation, cellular component: cytoplasm. Bases 1432 to 4032 code for a protein of 866 amino acids. The record is from RefSeq and is a predicted model, not a curated record. The transcript is spliced from 6 exons.